AUGAUAUUUGUAUGUUUACAGUAUUCACAGACACAGAAACCAGCACAACCACAGGCAUUGAAAUAUAGGGACGUGAUUGAUAUUGAUGACGUAAGAACUAAAGAGAAGCAAAACACACGUAACUGGGACCCAGUUAAGUCUUUUGCGCGAGUUAAGUAUCUUGGACCUGAUCGUCCAACAAUUGGAGAGGAGAAACCCUUGCCACCAACUGUAAAACCUCAAACGAGAUUCAAGUUUGUUAGAUCGGAUCGCCCUGAAAAAAAAACAAUGGCCUUCCAACAGUCGGGUAACACAGAGCCACAGGUUUCUGCCCAGCAAUAUUAUAAGCCACCACUGGACUUUCAGCAAAUUCAAAUGCUGGAACAAUCACCGCAGUUCGAGGAGUAUCAAAAACGGAAAUUGCUGGAAGCUCAAAAAUUUAUACAAGAAUAUCAAAAGAUGCAAGAGGCCAAAAAACAAGCACAACAGACGUAUCAAAAACCGACAAUGCCACCGCCACCAAGACCAAAGCCAAAACCCGUGCAAACUUAUCAAGAUAAAUAUAAUAUAAAGCACCAUCUGGAACUUCAAGAUCAAAUAUUGAGUGGACUUAAUCCUACUGAGUACAGUGACAUCCCUCGAGGCAUAAAAACAUACGCCAGAAGAAAGCGAUUCGAAGUUUUUCAAAUUCUGUAAAAGUUUAGGUCAAAGUCAAAUAAUAAUGAAGUGUA
Messenger RNA from Spodoptera litura, 710 nucleotides. The record is from RefSeq and is a predicted model, not a curated record. NCBI's taxonomy places the organism in Eukaryota, Metazoa, Arthropoda, Insecta, Lepidoptera, Noctuidae.